GAGAAAACUUUUGAAACUAUUAUAUAACUGGUGAUAUUAAAAAGUCGUUUGGCGGAUAGAAUGAUUGGUAUCUGGCAUAAUCACGAGAAUACAGUCGCAAUGAGCGGCGGCCCACGCCGUGGGCGAUAGUAUAGCGCUAACCCGCGCCGGCUCCCGUCCCCGCACGCACGUCCACACAAUUCCUUAUCAACCAUGGUGCGCGACAAGAAAUCUCCGCACAAGACAGACUCCCAAAAAUCCAGUACCAAUUUAGUCGGUAAAUUUACACAAAGCGUACGCCGGAUCGUUCAAGAUGUCAAGGACGAGGGCACUUCCAGCGGCCAGACUAAGGAAGAGGUAAUUGAGACGAAUGAAAGACUCCGUGUGGUCAGAGUCCGUCUCGAUGAAAACUACGACACUGCGAAGAAAGCUCUAAUAAUACUUAUGACGCGAUACAAUGAGUCCAAGGCUGAAAGAAACGUAUUCACGCGGUACGCUCUACUCAAGGCAAUGAUCAAGGAUGUCAUCCGACUAGAGACUCAGUACUGGUCUCUUGUAGAAAUUCCGAAGCAAGAAAAGGCGGAGACGGUACCUGCGUUCGUACUGCGAGCCUGCGCUAUCAUGGAAAAGACACAAAAAUCUGGUGAGGGUGUCAAGACGUCUUCUAAGCUUGCUGAAGAAGCUGCCGAUAGAAGGGAACGAAUAGAACGACUGAAUGAUAUGACGACAUCUCAAAUAGAGACUGAGAACACGCAAAUGACAAAUGAUUUGUAUCGUUUGCUUAAGAAGUACUCGGGCUUAAGGAAUCUUAUCAGAGAGCUUAAGUCAGAGUACAUGAGCUCGAAGAUUUACCCGAUGUUUCCGCGGUACACGAUGCUAAAGGACAUGAUAAAGGAUAUAAUGCACGACCCCGACUACAUGGAGGUAUGCCACGAGGUGGACCCUUAGCGCGGUGUGCGCAAAUAAAUGAGGACCUCCUUCACCGACCGUUCGCGGUCGAGACGUCGCUAGCUGAGUUAUCCUCGGAAUCCCUCUGAGGAUACAGGUUGAAAUUUCUUUGCCAAUUUCGGAUUAAGCGCGAUAUAUGUUUGUCAGCUUUAUUGCAGAUAUUUUCAUCAUGGUAUUUUUUUCUCAUUAAAGUUAAAUAUUUUAAGUACCAACGCGUCUCGCAAACUUAGUUUGCACAGCUUUUAAAAAAUCAUCUAAACGUAGCAUCGUGCUUAUCCUGUUAACGUAUGGACAUGUGGUUUACUUUGCAUUACUAAGCCUUCAACGCAGAAUUGACAUAUAUCUUUCGUUAUGAAUUAUAAUAUCAAAACUCCAUUUGUUUAAAUGAUAGCAAUAAGACUCGUGAUAUUUGCAAUCAAUUUAAGGACGGAGUAAUCCAUUAUAAUGUUUUUGAGUUCAAUAAAAUAUUAUUUUUAAUUUUUCACUCCUUCCUGAACUUUCCUCUGCCCAAGCUGACUAUUUAAUAAGAUCAUCGGAUGAGGAAAAAUGGUGAAAGAUGGAAAAACAUAUUGUGUUGCUAGCGUCGUGUAGUGUGACGAGUACUCGUUUAUUUUGCGCUACACUAUUUAUUGGACAUUAUUUGUUAAUUAUGUGAUUAAUGUAAGUUAGAUAAAUAUAGUAUGUAAGUACUCGUCCUUUUUUGUUCCUUUUUUCUUAUACCUCAAAAUUUUUUAUGAUUACCUUUGCUUGAUUAUAAAAUGUCUAACUUCAUAAAACAAUCAUUAUUAACAAAAGACACAUAUCCAACUGGGACAAAAAUAAUUAAAUUUAAGGAAAAGCGCAUGCUAAAUGUUAACACGUCACUGUAAUGUAAUUGUUUCAAUAAACAUCCAUGUAUAAGAUAGUCGUUUAUAAAAUAUAAUUAU
This is a messenger RNA of Nymphalis io (European peacock), 1853 nucleotides long. RefSeq lists its product as uncharacterized. Lineage: Eukaryota; Metazoa; Arthropoda; Insecta; Lepidoptera; Nymphalidae. The coding region runs from base 193 to 927 and encodes 244 amino acids. The transcript is spliced from 7 exons. The record is from RefSeq and is a predicted model, not a curated record.